AUGACCUCGACCACAAACAUCGUCCAGCGGCUCCCUCUCUGCACUGAGCUGCCGCCCCAGAUACCGCCACCCAUGGCCCUAGGCCGAGAAGAAAGAGAAAGGUCUUCUCCAAAUGUGAGCCAUCAAAUCACACUCGAGCGCAUUGUUUCGUACUGGAACAACAUCGGCUUGGUCGAGCUCGCGUCCAUGUGGAAGUUGUUCAUCCUCGAUCAUGUGCACGCCGUCGGCUACAUCCCAGACCGCUUUGCCACGGCAGCCAAGUGGGACAGGCGUUUAUUCCAGAUCGACGUCAAAUCCAGGGUUGUCCGUCUCAAUCCCCAGAGCCUUCAACAGCAGGACCAAGAUCCGGUACUUGUCUGCAAUAGGGCCAUCGUCACCUUUUGUGAGCAGAAUCGAGACAUCAGCAGAUUCGGUGUCGGUAUCGAGGCGUGGCUUCAGGAGAAUGAGCGUUUCGUGAGAGGCACAUGCAAGGCUCCCGAUUACCACCCCAUCCUGACGCGGAGACCGGACCUCGAAGGUCUCAGGCUGCCCUCGCCCAUCAGAGGCAUCCUUGGCAUCGCCACGGCCGGCAUCCAUCUCAAUGUGUACACCAUGAAGGGCAACGAUGUCGACAAGGUCUGGGUAUCGCGGCGGGGCCCCAACAAAGCGGCAUAUCCUGGCUGUUACGACCAGAUCGUUGCGGGCGGUAUGGAGCCUGACGAUAGGAGGAACCCGUGGUUGAGGCUCUGCCAUGAGUUGAUCGAGGAGGCAGGGUACAUCACCAGUGGUCGCCACGUAUACCGCCAACAGCACGGCGGCGCAAAGGGCCGCUGUGUUGGUGAGAUAGAGGCCAGGGUGAGCACCAUCUAUUUUCGUACCCAAAAGGACUGGACGGCUGGAGCCGCCGAGGAUGGCCACGUUGAGCCGGGGCUGCGCUUCUGCUUCGAUCUCUGCCUGGAGCCGGAAGAGCACCCCGAGGCCAAUGAGGCCGACAUGGAGUUCAGCGUUCUCUCAGUGGAUGACGUCAAACGCUCUCUCCAAUCCUUUCGAUGGAAACCCAACUCAGGCCUGGUCACGCUCAACUUCCUCCUUCGCAAGGGGCUCGUCGAGAGCGCUGCUGACCGCAGGGCCAUCAGUAGUCUAGCACACGAGGGGCUCGCCCUGGAGCUCCCAGAGUUCUUCUCGGAAUACUAG
Geosmithia morbida is the source of this 1173-nucleotide messenger RNA. RefSeq names its product thiamine pyrophosphokinase-related protein. The transcript has a single exon. Bases 1 to 1173 code for a protein of 390 amino acids. Lineage: Eukaryota; Fungi; Ascomycota; Sordariomycetes; Hypocreales; Bionectriaceae. The record is from RefSeq and is a predicted model, not a curated record.